This is a messenger RNA of Seriola dumerili (greater amberjack), 1767 nucleotides long. It is a transcript of the gene flot1, whose product is annotated as flotillin 1. The record is from RefSeq and is a predicted model, not a curated record. The transcript is spliced from 13 exons. Bases 121 to 1395 code for a protein of 424 amino acids. NCBI's taxonomy places the organism in Eukaryota, Metazoa, Chordata, Actinopteri, Carangiformes, Carangidae. Gene Ontology annotation, biological process: protein kinase C signaling; protein localization to plasma membrane; positive regulation of cell-cell adhesion mediated by cadherin. Gene Ontology annotation, cellular component: plasma membrane.
GGAAAAAUCAUCAACGGUGAUCAAAUUAAAUUAAGUAGAUUCAUUUUAACCCUCACACAGCGAAACUUCUUCACCAAAACCACCUUAUUUAUACACUAACAGUUUGAAGAAGCAGCAAACAUGUUCUACACCUGUGGUCCCAACGAAGCUAUGGUGGUGUCAGGGUUCUGUCGUUCUCCUCCACUGAUGAUACCUGGAGGCCGAGUGUUCGUCAUCCCCUGUAUUCAGCAGAUACAGAGGAUUUCCCUUAACACUCUCACUCUGAAUGUGAAGAGCGAUAAAGUCUACACUCGCCAUGGCGUGCCCAUCUCUGUCACAGGUAUAGCCCAGAUGAAGAUCCAGGGUCAGAAUAAACAGAUGUUGGCCGCAGCAUGCCAGAUGUUCAUGGGAAAGUCAGAAGGAGAGAUCGCUCAGAUCGCAUUGGAGACACUGGAGGGCCACCAGCGGGCCAUCAUCGCCCACCUGACUGUUGAGGAGAUCUACAAGGACCGUAAGAAGUUCUCAGAGCAGGUUUUUAAGGUGGCUUCCUCUGACCUCGUCAACAUGGGGAUCAGUGUCGUCAGCUACACCCUCAAAGACGUUCACGACGACCAGGAUUACCUGCAUUCACUGGGAAAAGCUCGCACAGCCCAGGUUCAGAAAGACGCUCGCAUCGGAGAGGCCCAAAACAAGAGAGAUGCUGUAAUCAGGGAAGCCCAUGCAAUGCAGGAGAAAAUCUCAGCUCAGUACAAGAAUGAGAUCGAAAUGGCGAAGGCCCAGAGGGACUACGAGCUGAAGAAGGCAGCUUAUGACAUAGAGGUCAACACUAAGAAGGCUGAGUCUGAGAUGGCCUACCAGCUGCAGGUAGCGAAGACAAAGCAGCGCAUCGAGGAGGAGAGGAUGCAGGUGCAGGUGGUGGAGCGGACGCAGCAGAUCAUGCUGCAGGAGCAGGAGAUCACCCGCAGGGAGAAAGAGCUGGAGGCUAAGGUGAAGAAACCUGCGGAGGCGGCGCGGUACCGCCUGGAGAAACUGGCUGAGGCUCAGCGUCUGAAGUUGAUCAUGGAGGCAGAAGCUGAAGCCGAGUCCAUCAGGAUGAAAGGUGAAGCCGAGGCGUUUGCAGUGGAGGCCAAAGGUCGUGCUGAGGCAGAGCAGAUGGCGAAGAAGGCAGAGGCCUUCCAGGAGUAUAAGGAUGGAGCCAUGGUGGACAUGCUGCUGGAGAAACUGCCUCAGAUGGCAGAAGAGAUCAGCAAACCUCUGUGUGAAGCCAAGAAGGUUACCAUGGUGUCCAGUGGAGCCGGGGAGGUGGGCGCCGCCAAACUGUCAGGAGAGGUGCUGGAGAUCAUGACCCGCCUCCCUGAUGCCGUGGAGAAACUGACCGGAGUCAACAUCUCCCAGGUGACUUCUCGUGUAGGCUGAAGAGAACCAUUGGAAAUGGUGACCAGGCAGCUCCUCUCUCCCACUGUCUUCUCUCAUCUUCUGCCUGGACUCUCUGCUCACAGCCUCUUCCCUCCUCUUACAUCACCUGUAUCUGCCUCUGUCACCUCCAACAUCUUCUUGUGAUGUUUCUGUGUUGUGAAAACACUUCAAAUCAAAUCUUUUUCCUUUUCGUAUUGGUCACUGAUUACCAGUUCCAAGUAUUGUGCUCCUCUGGCUGCAAUUACAGUUGUUGUUUCAGAUUAUUUGUUUUUAUUUAGUCAAUAUGUCAAACUGGUCCUGCAUCAAAUUCUACAUAACAGUGGUUCUCAACCUUUACCAACUGUAACCAUACAGAGGCCAAAUAAUGUCUUC